AUGGCUCUUCCACUCGUAUCUCUGUCCGGCCGGUUAAUCUUGUCCCCGCCAACAGAGAGAGAUGACCCACACUUUGUUGCGCUGAGAAGCCAUCCAGAAACACGGCAAUACAUUCCUCGCCAAUUUUUCCCGGACAAUUUCACUGUCGAGGCCGCUCGCGCCCGUAGAGAAUCUCGUGCCUCUGAUCCAGCCAUCGUCGACUUCAGCAUUCGCUCAAAAGACGGCGACGAAUACCUGGGCGCCAUUGGGAUUUUCCAUGUCGACGAGGCCAUGAAGUCAUGCGAGUCUGGAGUCGCUAUCUCACCCGCCGCGUUUCGAACUGGCGUGGCCACGGAGGCAUUCCAUGCGGUCAUGCGGUAUGCAUUCGAGACGCGGGGACUGCAUAGGGUCGUAUUCCACACUGCUGCCUCCAACGUCCGAAUGCGCGGCUUGCUGGACGGGGCUGGUGCCAAAUUGGAGGGGAUCUUACGCGAAGUCUGGCCAGCGAACGAGGGCGAUGGAUUCUCCGAUGCUUGUGUGUACAGCAUUUUGGCCCAGGAGUGGACGGAAACCGUCAAAUCACGACUAGAGGAACGUAUAUCUAGACUCUGA
Molecule: messenger RNA, 591 nt
Organism: Mycena indigotica
Lineage: Eukaryota; Fungi; Basidiomycota; Agaricomycetes; Agaricales; Mycenaceae
Product: N-acetyltransferase domain-containing protein
Exons: 1
Coding region: 1-591 (196 amino acids)
Molecular function (GO): acyltransferase activity, transferring groups other than amino-acyl groups
Source: RefSeq, a predicted model, not a curated record